AAAAAUGAACAUAUAACCUGCGGGUUAUAUGCCGGAAAAUACAGUAUUUAAAUAAAACCUUCAGUUGAUUAUAAAAACAAAUCGUUUUUCAUAUUAUAAAUGAACAAUCCCUAAAAUAAUUUAUUUAAUCUAUAUUAUAAUACCCGUAUACGUCUGUCAUGCAAAAUUGUAGCUUAGCUGCACAAGAAGCGGGAUGCACGAAAUGCGGUAUAAAAAGGACGGGCGAAGCCGUAGAUUUUUUCACUGGCUACCAACAAGUACAAAUCUCUGAGAUACUGCACCCUUGGUGUCUGACAUAAAACAAAAGUUGAGCUCCUGCCAUACCGUAACCGUUUUUUGAGUUUUUUUCUCAUUCUGUUUAUGUCUUUUGAUUAUACACAGCAGUAUGACAAGUGUCUUUUCUAUGCAUUAUUAUGGAUUUCACUUUUACUGUGAAACAACACAUUUUGGUUAUGUUGGAAGGGUUAUGAUAUUAUGUUGGGAUGUAUAUAGACACCACGCCUUAACAUCAUUUGUAAGUUUAGAUUUUAUAUGAAUCUAACCCAUUUAGACUGAUGAAGAAAAUAUUGACACCUGUAAUGAUAAUGAUAUAAAGUGUAUGACAAGAUGACCAAAAAUGUUGGACAAGAAUGCUUCAGACUACUAAAAAAUGUCUUUAAAUUUGAUGAUUAUAAAUCCGGACUACAAGCACAAGCCGUCAAAAAAAUUGCAACAGGAGAACGAGAUGUGUUUAUAUGCUUUCCUACUGGUUCCGGCAAAUCGUUAUGUUACCAACUACCGGCACUUCUCCAUGAAAAAGUUUCUAUUGUUUUCUCACCACUACUGGCCCUCAUCAAUGAUCAAGUGAAAAGCUUGGAAGAUCUUGGUGUUAAUGCAAGGACUUUAAAUUCUCAAGUAACACCACGGACUAAGGAUUUAAUUAUGCAUGAUUUAAAUAGUAAAAACCCUAAAAUCAGACUCCUUUAUAUAACUCCGGAAUUAGCUAGCACUUCAAGGUUUUAUGAUGUUUUACGUUCAUUAAGAAAGAAGAAUAAACUUGGAUAUUUUGUAGUUGACGAAGCUCAUUGUGUCUCACAGUGGGGUCAUGACUUUAGGCCAGAUUAUCUGAAAUUAGGAAAGCUGCGUAAAGAUUUCCCAGAAACCCAGUGGAUUGCUUUAACAGCAACUGCAACGAAAAAAGUCAAGGAUGAUAUAAUCAGAGCAUUGUGUUUACAUCCACCAGUUAGUGUAUUUCGAACAAACAGCUUCAGAUCAAAUUUAUUUUAUGAUGUUAGGUUUAAAGAACUUUUAGAUGAUCCAGUGGAAGACUUGUGUAAAUUUCUGAAUAAAUCCCUUCAAGCUGAUCAUGAAGUAAACAUGGAGGAGAAAAACUGUGCAAUUGUGUACUGUAGAACAAGGGAAGAUUGCAAGAAGAUUGCAGAUAAAUUGACAAACAAAUCAAUCAUAGCCAAGCCUUACCAUGCAGCUUUGACCAGAGAUAAAAGAAAUGAAAUACAACGUCAAUGGAUGGGAGGAUGGGUACCAGUAAUUUGCGCUACAAUAAGUUUUGGCAUGGGCGUUGACAAGUCAAGUGUAAGAUGUGUAGCACACUGGACUGUUCCAAACUCUUUAGAAGGUUACUAUCAAGAAAGUGGCAGGGCUGGUAGAGACAAAAAACCUGCAUUCUGUAGAUUAUACUUUGAUAAGCAUGAAAGGGAUCAAGUGUCAUAUCUACUAAAAAGAGAUAUAGAAAGAAAGAGAGAAAAGAACCGAUCAUCAUAUAACAGUGAUACGGCUGACAUGUUGAGUUUUGAGGCUAUGGUGAAAUAUGCUCAAGAUAUAAGAUGUAGGCAUGAAACGAUAGCGAAAUAUUUUGGUGAUGACCCACCUCAGUGCCACAAAUCAUGUGAUGUGUGCAAGUAUCCAGCUAAAGUUACAGCCCAAGUAAAUGCAUUUAAAGAGAACAUAACAUUUACUUCGACUACAAUUAGUAAAAAAGCAGAUAACGAUACCUCACAAUUAUAUGGUGGUGGAAGAAAUGGCACCGAUACUGCAUAUGAUGAUGGUGAAAUUCACUCGGAUGAGGAAGAAUAUGAAAAAGAAGAUAAUGGAUUGACUGAUGUUGUGCAAAAAGAAUUUCAAAAGAGAAAAUCUAACAAUGUUGUUGCGGAAACAGCUAUGGAUAAACCUUCUCUGGACACAAAGCUAUUAGAACCCCACAGUAAAAAGAUACCGAAGUUACAAAUUAGUGUUCGAGAACAUUGUAUGAAACUUAUCACAAGUGCACUCAGAUCAAAUGCAAGCCUCGAUACUGUUGAAAGUUCAACACUGGAGAUUCAACAGUUGGCGUCGAAAGUCGAAUUUUAUGCAUUUAGAACAUCUCGUUUGGCUACCACGUAUAAAAUGCAUUGCUUUCAAACGGUGCAAGAAAUCAAUCAAGCUUCUAAAAUAGGAAAGGUUUACAUGUUUGAUGAAAACGCAAAGAAAGAAGAGGAGAAGCCACCUGUUUUCGUUAAAGCUUCGGAUAUGAUAAAACAGAACAAAUCACCACCCAAAGACCCACGUGCUUCCCGACACAGCCGCAACAAUUCAACUAGUAACCAUUCGUCGCAAAACGAUCGCAAACGAAAAUGUAGCGAUCCUCGUAAGAGGCGAAGCCCCAGUCCGAAACGAAGUCGUUCGCACGAAAAAACGCGUAGAAACGGUGAAGAACGUACUUUGAAAUCUCAAAGUAGAAACAGUAGUAAGGAAGAUAGAAGACGUCGCGUAAAGGACAAAUUUCAACGAGGCUAUUCUUCACGUAGCAGUUCAUCGUCGUCUACCGGUUCGGACUCCGUAGAAAUUGUUAAAGAAAAAUCGAACAACGAUGUAGCAACGAGGCUGAAAGCUUCAGUUAAUGACGCCAUUAUGAGAGAAAUGACUAUCGAUAAUAACGAAAACGAGAUAACCACGUCCGAUAAGGAAAAAAAUAAAACAACAACGACCGACGAGGAACGUGUGACGAUUAAUACAGACGCACAUUCCGACGGCGGUGAAAGUGACGUGGAUAUUAUAAAAGAGACGUCGUCUACGGAUAUAAGAAAAGAGUUAGAACAAAACUUAAAAAGCGGCAGCCAUUCUACGCAGGGAAGAACAAGAAAACAUUCACAGUCGAAAAUAGAUAAGACUAAAAAGAAAUUGCAUUCUGGUAAAAAGACAUGUUUGGAAGUUAAUAAAAUGUCUUCGUAUCUAAAUAAAGCGACAGGCCUUGUGAAGACCUCCGGUGGUGCGGAAAGUAAAAGUAGCAAGCACAACGAAAAAACAGUAGCGCAUUACGUGGUCAAGUUUUUAUCACACUAUAACGAAAUCGGACGAAUCGAGAGUAAGGAUUUAUUCAAAGCACUGGCAAAAAGUAUAACGUAUAAAAUUAUGAAGGAGAAAGAUAUCAUAGUGAAAAGCCGGACACACGAGCUAGUUCAUAAGUAUUUCAGUGGUGGCGCCCGCUGCGAAACAACUAUCGACCUCGAACGAGUAAAAUUCCUAUGACUAAUCGCUACGAAAAAAACCAAUGAAGUAGAUACAGUUCACAUUUUUAAUAUUUGUCUUUAUGUAUUGUAUAUUUUGCUACGUGUAUACAAAGUAUUAUUUCUAGUUGCUAGCUUUUAUUGAUUAAAGACAACAUGAACACAGAGUA
Molecule: messenger RNA, 3652 nt
Organism: Hydractinia symbiolongicarpus
Lineage: Eukaryota; Metazoa; Cnidaria; Hydrozoa; Anthoathecata; Hydractiniidae
Product: ATP-dependent DNA helicase Q5-like
Exons: 19
Coding region: 607-3504 (965 amino acids)
Biological process (GO): double-strand break repair via homologous recombination
Cellular component (GO): cytoplasm; chromosome
Molecular function (GO): nucleic acid binding; 3'-5' DNA helicase activity; four-way junction helicase activity
Source: RefSeq, a predicted model, not a curated record